UGGACGCGUACUUCAUUGUCGUUGCCAGAGUGUUGGGAGUGGAUCGUAAAUAAUGUUCACUGGAUUGCCGAGACUGGCCGUAACAUAACACAGCAUCACCAGUGGAUGCACACAUCCCUCGAUGAGUUAAUUCUUAUUUUACGUGAGCUUUUAUAAAAUGAAGUCAAGUGAAUCAUUACUAUCGACGUUGACGGUUUGUCUCUUCAUGUUUCAGAGGAGUUUGGGUGCUUGUUCAAAGAAUUGGGUGGAGUAUAAUGGAGUGUGUUAUAAGCUCGGUCAGACGUCAGUUGAUCACGAGGCUGCAAAACGAGAUUGCGCAAGAGAUUCAAACGGACGACUGGCGUCAAUCAAAACCAAUCAAAUGGCGUAUUACAUCAAAACUGCUGUUUCACCUCAGGGAAAUGUGUCCACUAUAUGGUCCAGAUAUAUUUUACAAAAAGUCGGGAACACUGUUCGUCGUCCUUGAUGGUGAAUCGAGAGUCAAUGACUGUAUCAGCUGUGCGUCUUUGAUUGACACUUUUUUGGCUGAACGGCCCUGCAUUGUGAUUGGUGACAUUUCUGCCGUGGCUGCUAAUUGGAUGGUAGUUAACUGUAGCUCCUCCUAUGGUUAUAUAUGUGAAGCGUCUACCGCUCCUGAAACAGGAUUGCAACCGGGGGAUUUUGCAGCAAUCGGCUGUGGGAUUUUUCUCGUGGUUAGUUUCAUCGUUGUCAUGAUCGUGGACCUCAUCAAAAACCCAGCUGCUACGGCUCCAAAAGAUACACGGCCAAUCGAACCAUAGGGGCAGUCGUGUUUACAGUAUUUCCAGACAGCUGAUUCAGGCACGGCGGGGCGGGGAAGAGGGCAUCAAAAGUAUUAUUGGUAGUAAAUGUUAAGACAGAGAUGAAUUUUACUUGUUGAAUGCAGGAAAUUGCAUUUCAGGACAUCUAGUUUUCAACAUUUUACGGGGGAGCAUAUCUUGACCCCCCCCCCCCUCCUCCUCUAGAAACUUUGCUUUGCGUCCUCGGUCUGUCAGCCCCCCCCCCCCCUCUCCCCAUGUCGUGUCUGUGAUUGGUCGAAAGUUAGUUUACGAAGAGUAUGUGAACACUAAAGCAAGUGCUGAACCGUGAUCGCAGACAGUGACCAUGAGAAAUAUAUUUUUAAAAAUCAAAACAGAGGGUCGACCUUACCUCAGUCCUGCCAUCCCACUUUGAGGACGAACUGCACUUUACCAAUAUUCUCUCUCAUAUUUAUUAGUACUAGCACACGGGCGUAGGAAGCGGGAGGGGGGGGGGGCAAGGGUGGAAUGCGCCCCCCCCCCCUCACACACAUAUUUUUCGUAAAUUUUGCUUUAUAUUUGCUUUAUAAUAGUGUAAAAUUGUGUAAAUAUAAAAAGUGUGUCCCACCACCACCACCACCACGUUUUGGCAUUUUCCUACACCACUGUUGCAUUCAAGACAGCACCUCGACCCCGGUUAUAUCCCACCGUCUUCGUUCAGUUAAUACAUCUAAAAUUAUUUACGAAGAAAGGAAAAUAGUAUUAUCAAAAAU
Molecule: messenger RNA, 1528 nt
Organism: Gigantopelta aegis
Lineage: Eukaryota; Metazoa; Mollusca; Gastropoda; Neomphalida; Peltospiridae
Exons: 3
Coding region: 255-779 (174 amino acids)
Source: RefSeq, a predicted model, not a curated record